AUGUUCCAGCUGGCAUCAGUGUGCACUGGCAUGGAAACCACAAUCUCUGCUUUUACUUACUUAACCGUCCACUCAAGGAGAAAUUAUCUGUCUUCAUGUCCUUCUGUUGUGCAACUGAUCCAAAACCUGAUGUUGUGUGGCCAUGUGCAGCUCCGAUUGCAUGCUCGGCUGUCAGCUCUUGCUCCAGGUAUCUGGCACUGGCAUGUGAAGAUGCAACAAUAACUAUUUGGGAUAAACACCUAGGAUACCCACUGUCUGUGACUGCCAUUCUAGAGGAACGUCUCAUCCGUAGUAUCCACUUCCUGCGGCAUUCUGCAGAUGCCAGUGAUGAGACACCUUGUCCUGGUACAGAUCCUGCCUGUCCCAUUGUGCAGCUUCUAGUGCUAUGUACAGACAGCUCUUUGUACUUGGUGAAAGCACCGAGGGCCAGGCAGUCCAGCAUCACACUCCUGGCAGACAGGCCUGAAGAUCCAAACCUUGCUGUCAGCGCAGUGGUGCCUGUCCUGGCAUUCCCCAGUGCUGCCCUGGUCUUCUCCUGGGAUGGCAGAGUGUCCCUGAUGAACACUGCCACAUCGCAGAUUGUCUACUGCUUCAGUAUUCCACCCUCUCACGUUGUAGCAUCGCCCUGGCAGCCAGUGUUCAUAGUGGAUCAUGUGAAUUGGUGCUUGCUGCUUCGAGGAGAUAAGCAGCAGCAGGCAGAUGCAUUGGGACAGAGCAGAGCCAGUCACAGCACCAUCUUCCUUUUUGACUUCAACUCCUACCCACUGAAGGAGGCUUUCCCAAAGGAACCAGAUUUGCCUCUCAAAUCCUUGCAGAACCUGCCAUGGAUGGAGAGAUGUAACAUUUUCUUACGUGAUAGGCAGCAGAGCCUGCUGGGACUCAGGGAGCAGUUGCCUGAGUACUGGAGUCAGCUUCAGGCACAAGCUGCUGCCAUGGACAAGGAGAGAGCGAAAGCGACGGGACAGAAGAAACCAUAG
Eurypyga helias (sunbittern) is the source of this 977-nucleotide messenger RNA. RefSeq names its product WD repeat-containing protein 93-like. The transcript has 7 exons. The annotation marks the transcript as partial. NCBI's taxonomy places the organism in Eukaryota, Metazoa, Chordata, Aves, Eurypygiformes, Eurypygidae. Gene Ontology annotation, molecular function: protein binding. The record is from RefSeq and is a predicted model, not a curated record.